Echinococcus granulosus is the source of this 543-nucleotide messenger RNA. RefSeq names its product Beta-taxilin. The transcript has 3 exons. Gene Ontology annotation, molecular function: syntaxin binding. The coding region runs from base 1 to 543 and encodes 180 amino acids. The record is from RefSeq and is a predicted model, not a curated record. Lineage: Eukaryota; Metazoa; Platyhelminthes; Cestoda; Cyclophyllidea; Taeniidae.
AUGGCUCAGUCAGAAGACGAGAAGCGUAAGGAGGUGGCUGACCGGUUUCAGAGUGGAAUCAACGAAAUUCAAACCCAACUGAACGACUAUUUGGAAAAGAAUAAUAAACUUCGGGAAGAGAAUCAAAUGUUGGCUGAUAAACUGCAGAAAUUCAUCGCGGACCACGAAAAACGUGAAAGUUACGUGCAAAAGCUACUGAAGACGCGGGAGUUGGAGGCGAAGCUGGCGGAGGCGAAGGCGGUGCAGGCGCGGGCAGUGCAGGAGCAGGCGGUGCUGCGCGAGAAGCGCGAGACGGAGCGAGCCCUCGAGGAGUGCAGCCUCCUUAAACAGCGCCUCGAGGCGCACCAGUUGGUGGAGGAGAAGCUCAAAGAGCAGGCAAAUUUCUCUUCUCAUUCUCCGCUAGUCAUAAUUGUUCAGCUAGGGGUUCUUAUUUUUGAGCCAAGACUUCCAAGUGUAAAACACCCGCUUCUUCGUACUGGCUUUGCCGCUUACAUUGACACUUCUCUAAAUGUUCUAAAAGAGUGGAAUUGGAGGCUCCUUUAA